Molecule: messenger RNA, 2815 nt
Organism: Salarias fasciatus (jewelled blenny)
Lineage: Eukaryota; Metazoa; Chordata; Actinopteri; Blenniiformes; Blenniidae
Product: arf-GAP domain and FG repeat-containing protein 2-like
Exons: 14
Coding region: 275-1786 (503 amino acids)
Biological process (GO): spermatid nucleus differentiation; acrosome assembly; intermediate filament organization
Cellular component (GO): cytoplasmic vesicle; membrane; cytoplasm
Molecular function (GO): GTPase activator activity
Source: RefSeq, a predicted model, not a curated record
UCCCUCUCUGUGCCUCUCUCUCUCUCUCUCUCUCUCUCUCCGCCUUCACGCGCCUGUCCUCCGCGUUGCUUUGCGUCGGGGCUGGAGCGGAGCCGCAUCGCCGUUCCAAUAAAAUGCGGGCGUGAAGAGCUCCGCGUAGUGAUCCGAGGAGGAGGCGGCGGCGGAGGAGGAGGAGGAGGAGGAGGAGGAGGACCGGGAGGACCGGGGAGACGCCGAGCCGUGCCUGUCCUGUCAGGACGCCGGGGCCCGGGAAAGGAAAAAAAAAAAAAAAAAAAUGUCGAACCGAAAGCACCGGGACAACCAGGAGAUCUGCGCCCGCAAGGUCCGCGAGCUGGCCCAGUCCGGAGUAAACAAACACUGCUUCGAGUGCAGCCAGCCCGGGGUGACUUACACCGACAUCACGGUGGGCAGCUUCGUGUGCACGUCGUGCUCCGGAAUGCUGAGAGGCCUCAACCCCCCCCACAGAGUCAAGUCUAUCUCCAUGACCACGUUCUCCCAACAGGAAGUGGAGUUUCUUCAAAACCAUGGCAACGAGGUCGGGAGGAGGACCUGGCUGUGUGUGUUCGACCCGAAGGCGGACGGCUGCGCCGACAUGAAGGACUCUCAGAAGUUCAAAGAGUUCCUCCAGGAUAAAUACGAGAAGAAAAAAUGGCAUUUUUCCAAAAGUAAAAACCGGAGGGACGUGGAGGGUCCCUGGAGUCCGGGCGUCCAGGCCGUCCCUCCGUCCCACGGCCCCCUGCCGGGCCAGGGCCCCGCCCACAACCUGCCCCCCAGCGCCAGACCGGCCAGGCCAAUGUCCCAGUCCCAGCUGCCGCCCUGGGAUCGGCCUCCCGCCAUCUCGCCCGCCGACAUGCGGACGGACGUGUUCACCGCCCGGCCCUCGCGCUCCCAGAGCUUCAGGGACCCCCCUCUGAAAGAUCCCACCCUGUGUGGGAUCGAGCGGCAGCGGCCCGGGUCGCUGUCCUCAGGACUCGGGGGUCAGAGCCACGCCCCCUCCUUCCCCGCCCUCCCACGACCCUCAGCCAGUAGCUCGUUCAAAAACCACUUCACUUUAGGUCGGACGGUGUCGGCCUCGGGGGCCGGCGGACCCUUCAGAGCCUUCCCCAAGUCCAUCAGCGUGGACUUCGGGGGUCUGAGCCACCCGCCGCCGCCGUCUCUGCCUCAGUCUCUGUCUCAGCCUCAGCAGCAGCCGCCGCCGCCGCCGCCGCAGCAGCAGCAGCAGCCUGCCGUCGUCGGGCAGACGCCGGCGGCGCCGGUGAGCAACGCCAACGCCCAGGACAGGUACGCCGCGGUGUCCCAGCUGGACAGCGUCUUCUCGGAAACCACACCGACCGCAGCUCCCCCUGGUGGCCCCCCGCAGUACAGCACCCUGUUUGGCAACAGGCUCUCGUCCAGCUCCACUCCUGCCAGCUCCCCCGGCGUCGAUGCUGUUUCCAACUCCCAAACCUUUGCGAAUUUCCCCAACCCAUUCAGCUCCGGCUCCGGCUCGGCGUCCCAGCAGCCCGUCGCCCUCUCCCCCAGUAACCCCUUCAGCAACGCCUCGGGAGGUGACUCCGGCGCGUUCGUCACCUCGCCCACCUCCGUCUUUCCGCCGUCCGCCUCCUUCCCGGCGCCCGCCUCCCAGAAUGCAUUUCCUCAUGAGUCAGCCACCAGUCAGGAAACCAACGGUUUUGCCUCCUUCCCCGCCUCCGACUCUCAGCCCAAAGUUCCUCGGCCCAUGUCGGUGAACCCGUUCACGGGAAACGUCUACCCCAGUCGGAGUUCGUCCAAGAACCCCUUCAUCUGACCGCCGUCCGGCCCGCUCUGGGAACGGCGGGAGAACCUGAGGAGCUGCUGCCAUUUCAAUGCCUCUGGAGUAUUCCCACCCCUCCCGGGAGGGUUCCACGCCCCCCUCCUCCCCCCGCCCCCCUCCGAUCCGUCUGUGUUUACGUGUUUGUGAAGGAAAAAUAACGUGCGAAUGUGAUCCUGGAUUCGGUGUGUGUGUGCGUGUGUGUGUGUGUGUGUGAGAGUGUCGGCCUGCUGUGUUUGUACCCGGUGACACGUGUGGACCGGUGUGUGUGUGUAUGUCUGUGUGUGUGUGUGUGUGCCAGUAGACGCCACCUCAGGGCUCUGUGGGAGUCUCCAGUCAAAACCGCGCCUCCAUCCGUUUCUGCAGAGAUGCACACUUUACACACACAUAUAACACACACACACACACACACACACACACACACACACACACACACGUCGCUGCUGCUAUUUUGCUUUCAUCUCCUGCUUUUAGAAGUGCAUAAAAAAAUAAAGAACCAGAAAAAAAAAAACCCAGCCCACCAGUAAAUAUGUCGGCGUUGUCUUCUGCUUUAAACCUGUUGAAUCUCAGUGGUCCAAACCAGAGUCCAGGUGGGACUCCGAGCCGGCGUCUCCACCUCCCAUACACGGUUUUAACAGCCUUAACAGCCUCCUGAUGCAUGUGGAUUAGCGAGAAUGUGUGUGUGUGUGUGUGUGUGUGUGUGUGUGUGUGUGUGUGUGUGUGUGUGCGCGUGUGUGUUUGCAUUUGUCACUGUUCUUUUAUGUCAGAUUUCCUCGGAAGGUUGAUCUACACGUCCCACUCUCAGGCUGCAUGCGCUUAGAGGGCUAAACGGAGAUGCUACUGAAUGUAAAAGCAAUUUGAGAAUAACUAUAAAUGUGUAUUAAAAAAAAAAAAUAAUAACAGAACUACAUCGCUUCAUGUACCGGACCAAAAUGUUUUCUCGCUUGUUUUUGUUUUUCGAUUAUUUUUUUUUUUUCCUUUCGGUUGACAUGGAGGCGAAGUUGAUUUCAAUUAUUUUGCCAAAAA